This is a messenger RNA of Loa loa (African eye worm), 1542 nucleotides long. Its product is annotated as aminopeptidase in chromosome V. Gene Ontology annotation, molecular function: manganese ion binding; metalloaminopeptidase activity. The transcript has 11 exons. Bases 1 to 1542 code for a protein of 513 amino acids. Gene Ontology annotation, cellular component: cytoplasm. Gene Ontology annotation, biological process: proteolysis. Lineage: Eukaryota; Metazoa; Nematoda; Chromadorea; Rhabditida; Onchocercidae. The record is from RefSeq and is a predicted model, not a curated record.
AUGUCAUCAUCUCCAUCUAUCGAAAGUUACUUAUCAACACAAAUAUCCGCUGCUAAAUCAAUAACCGAUAAUGCUUAUGACGGAAUUGUCUACGUAGCUCAUUCCCUUUCGGAAAGCGGAAAAUAUGAAGUUCUGAAACCAUUGUUACCAAGCAUUACUGCCUACUCUGAGAUUCAUAAAGAUAUCGAAAAUGCUACAACACUUAUUUUGGUUGAUGGGAAUUUCCUUCCAUCAAGAAAGCUGAUUUUUGCAGGAACAGGACCAGUUAAUCGAGAUCACGAUGAUGUGCGCCGUUUCGGCAUAGCUGCUCGAAAUGGUAUGAAAUUAGCUUUGAAAACUGGUAUGAAAGCACCGUUGAUUUUAACUUUACCACAUAAAAAAUAUCCACAAGCAGAAUUGGUAUCAGCUCUUGGCGCAAUGCAUGAACUUUAUGUACCACUGAAUGUGCGAGAAGAAGAAAAAAAGACCAAAGCGUUGGUGGAAUUAGUGAAAGCACUUGACGCGGCAUUUACAGUUUGUCGAGACAUAGGUGAUUCGGAUCCUCAGCGGAUGUCACCACCUUACGUUGCAGAGUAUAUCAUUAAUGCAUUUAAUGGAACAAACAUCAGCACUCGCGUGAUUUCUGAUAUCAGCGAAAUUGAGCGCGAAUUUCCUCUCAUGGCAGCUGUAAAUCGUGCGGCAAAUAAUGUUAAAGGCCAUCAGGCUCGUUUGAUAUGGCUUGAGUAUAAUCCAGAAAAUCCUUGUAACGAGACGAUCAUGCUCGUCGGCAAAGGUGUUACAAUAGAUAUUGGUGGCGCGGAUUUGAAAACAGAUGGAAAUAUGUAUGGAAUGUGUCGCGAUAAAUAUGGUGCUGCAGUUGUUGCUGGUAUUUUCAAAGCUUUGGAAAUUUUGAAGCCAAAACAUGUUAAGUUCUGUGGCUACAUGUGCAUGGUCCGAAACAGUAUUGGCUCGAACUCUUAUACGUGCGAUGAAAUCAUUCGUUCACGUAGUGGUAAACGUAUUGCAAUAUGCAACACUGACGCAGAAGGUCGCAUCACGAUGCUUGACCCUCUGACGAAGAUGCUUGAACUAGCCAAACUGGAGAAGAAACCACGAUUAUUCACAUUGGCUACGUUAACGGGUCAUUGCAUACUCAGCUACGGCUACAUGGCCGCAGCAAUGGAUAAUGGUCCAGCACAUGCAAAUCACACCGCUGAAACAAUUCGUAGCCGGGGUGAUAUAUUUGGACAGCCUGUUGAAGUAUCACGGUUACAUUGGGAGGACUUUGAUUUUCAUGAGGCUGAAAGUGAAGCAGCAGACAUACGACAAUCAAAUACACUACCAUCCGUGAGGACACUGCGUGGUCAUCAAGGACCAGCUGCAUUUCUUUUAAAAGGUUCAAGAUUGGAUGAGCAUGGUUGCGACUCAAAAACCCCUAUUGCGUACACACAUAUUGACAUGGGUGCUUGUAUGGGUUCGCAUCCUAAAGUGAGCUAUCCCAAUCCACUGUUGGCGCUAGCUGCAACGUUAGUUUUUGCAAAUUCUUCCUUCAGAUUACUUUGA